CGCAUUCUUUUUUCCAGCACAGCAUCGGGGAUUUGUUUCGAUUGGAAUCAUGGCUUCCUCAGAGCAGACUGCUCAGGCGGCUAACCUGGCGGAUGGCUUGUCGCCUUCGCAUACGUACGUUCCUAAUCAAGGAUAUGUGCGUCCUGAUGGCACUGUCCCCACUACGGCGGGGCAAGAUCCUGAAGCGCAAGAAAAUGAAGACGAGGACGACGAUUACUACGAUGAUAUCUUUGAGGAGGAACUCAACGAGGAAGAAUUUCGGUCUUCCAACCCCUCCGACCUGACCAAGGGCUACAACCGUCAACGCAAAACGAACGACCUCGUCGCAGACCCCAACGCUCCCAAAUGGACAUAUCCGAAGACGAAUGUACAAAAACCGACUGCCAAUUUGUACGCUUCGGUUGAUGAUCAGGUCAAAUCUUUAACGCGCCAUGCGGGGAAGAUCAAGCUGGACGAUGUACAGUCUGGUCUGUCCACCAAGAGCGGCGCUGGCAACGAUAGGGCCGACAGGGCAACAUCGGAACAGGUGCUGGAUCCCCGCACACGAAUGCUUCUGUUGCAGAUGAUCAACCGAGACAUUGUGUCUGAGAUUCACGGAUGUCUGUCGACAGGAAAAGAGGCCAAUGUCUACUACUCUCUCUCGAUCCCCGAUGAGGAAGACGCCCCGCCACUUCACCGUGCUAUCAAAGUCUACAAGACGAGCAUUCUGGUGUUCAAGGACCGAGAUAAGUACGUGACUGGUGAAUUUCGGUUCAGACAAGGAUACAGCAAGAGCAACAACCGCGCGAUGGUGAAACUGUGGGCCGAGAAGGAAAUGCGCAACCUGCGGAGAAUCUACUCUGCCGGUAUUCCUUGCCCGGAGCCCGUUCACCUCCGUCUGCACGUCCUCGUCAUGGGCUUCGUUGGUAACUCCAAGGGUGUGGCGGCUCCUCGACUGAAAGACGUCGAGUUCGACGUCCCCGAACCCGCUGCCAAAUGGCGCGAAGUGUACGUCGAGCUGCUCGGCUACAUGCGCGUGCUCUACCAGACGUGCCGCCUGGUCCAUGCGGAUCUGAGCGAGUACAACAUGCUCUACCACAAGGGCAAGCUGUACAUCAUCGAUGUCAGUCAAAGUGUGGAACACGAUCACCCCCGCAGUCUCGAAUUCCUGCGUAUGGACAUCAAGAACGUCAGCGAUUUCUUCCGUCGCAAGGGCGUAGACAUCCUGCCCGAAAAGACCCUCUUCGAGUUCAUUGUUUCUCACAACGGCCCGACUACAGUGACGCCAGUGGAGCCAAUGCAAGACGCCAUCGAAAACCUUCUCGCCACUAGAGACGAAAUGACACUCGAUGAACAAGCAGCCGACGAAGUCGACACCGCCGUCUUCCGCCAGCAGUACAUCCCUCAGACCCUGGAACAAGUGUAUGACAUCGAACGCGACGCCGAACAAGUCCAAGCAGGCGGCAGUGCAGACCUCGUAUACCGGAAUCUCCUGGCCAGCGAAAAGCCCACCGCUGCCUCCGGCGACGCCGAGAGCGACGACGAAUCCGAAGCCAGCGGCGGCAUGUCAGUGGAAGGCUCCGACUCAGACGACGACGACGACAGCAAAGACCCCUUCGAGAAGAAAGCCCCGCGCGGGAAACGCUUCGAGGACAAAGACAGCAAGCGCGACCACAAGCAGAAAGUCAAGGAAGAAAAGCGCGACAAACGCACGCAGAAGAUGCCCAAGCAUCUCAAGAAACGCCUUGUUUCUUCCUCGUCGCGCAAGAAGAAAUAGUGGUGACGGCUACUGUCGAAAUAAUCGCGUCUCAUGGAACGGAGCGAAAAAAGUUGUUUAUUUCUCUUUGAACGAUUUGAUGAACUUCACGACGAUGAGUGUUGGCUGGUCGGGAUGGAUGGGUCAAUGUGGGAUGGAUUGGAUACAUAUAUAUAUAUACUUUUGGUUCUGAGCAUAUAGAGCGGCAUGCAUGUACGGGCAGGGAC
Messenger RNA from Aspergillus campestris IBT 28561, 1962 nucleotides. RefSeq names its product serine/threonine-protein kinase RIO1. The transcript has a single exon. The record is from RefSeq and is a predicted model, not a curated record. Gene Ontology annotation, molecular function: ATP binding; protein serine/threonine kinase activity. Gene Ontology annotation, cellular component: cytosol; preribosome, small subunit precursor. The coding region runs from base 50 to 1756 and encodes 568 amino acids. Lineage: Eukaryota; Fungi; Ascomycota; Eurotiomycetes; Eurotiales; Aspergillaceae. Gene Ontology annotation, biological process: maturation of SSU-rRNA.